Molecule: messenger RNA, 1962 nt
Organism: Suillus subalutaceus
Lineage: Eukaryota; Fungi; Basidiomycota; Agaricomycetes; Boletales; Suillaceae
Exons: 13
Coding region: 223-1857 (544 amino acids)
Molecular function (GO): GTP binding
Source: RefSeq, a predicted model, not a curated record
AGCCUCAAGUUGCCUAUCCCAAUCAAAUGCGGGGCAGGAAAGGCUUUGCGACAGACGUUUUCUCCACCCAUGUAGGGACUAGAUCUAACGAAUGUACUCGCCUGAUGUACUAUUGCGUUUUAUUAUAGAAAGCUUUCACUUGGGGAUACAUUUUCCUUGCAUGUACGGUAUAAGACAUGGCAUGGAACCGGGCAUGAAGACAUUAUUUUCGAACCGGAUGACAUGUUUCGCGAAUGUAGUGCAAGAGAAAGACAAGAAUACCACAAGGUUCAUAAAAAGAUCACGAUCGUCGUCGAACUUUCGGGGAAUCCAACAACCGAACAGAUCGAGCAGAUCGUCUCUUCUGAUGAAUCCCUGGAGCUCCGGCCUACCACCGAUGAAAUCUUUCGGAGGUGUCCUCAGUUCCGAAUUCUGGUGAUAGGAAAGACUGGCGUUGGCAAGUCUUCGCUGAUCAACCACGCAUUUGGAGUGCAAAACGCGACCACUUCGCACAAUAUGCCAGGCGAGGUCAGCAUCGACCAUGAAUUCACCUCGCCACAGAACAACAAGUUUGUUCUCCAUGACAGCAAAGGGUUUGAACCAGGGGAAAAAGACAACCUCAAAAUAGUCCGAGAUUUCAUUAACCGUCGGAGAGCAAAGCCUGAUUUGAAAGAUCAGCUGCACGCUGUUUGGCUUUGCUUUGAGAUACCCCGUGCAGGCGGGCGUUUACUAGAGACUGGUGUGGAGCAAUUUCUCACAUCGAAGCGCGAAGGAGAGCUAGGAGACAUUCCCAUCGUUGCCGUUUUCACUAAAUACGACACCCUCCUCGACCGCAUGGAGCGAACCUUGGAUAAGUCCUCUAUCAAGAGUUUGAGCCAGGCAGCCAUCCAGGACAUCAUCAAGAAAAACGCAGAAGACAAGCUACAGGAAGUCUGCGUCGCACCCCUAGAGAAGUUCGCAAAAUCGGCUAUCCCGCAUGUUACGGUCUCUACAAAUGGAAACCAUGAGGAGACGCUAGCCCGUUUGAUCCAAACCACUGAAGAACUCGUUCGUAACCAUGUUGGGACCGACGCGUCAGUGAUGACGUCCGUCGCUCAACGAGUGGAUCCUGGACUCAAAAUAAAAGCAUCAAUAGAGGUCGGCAAGAGAAAAUACUGGAAGGCGCUCGCAUCAAGCGUACCAUUCAAGAACCGUUCAAUGUGGGACUGUCUGCACGUGCUUCACACUGACAUCGUCAAUGUUUGGAACUUCCAAGAUCCUCAUGGUUACUUGUGCAGCCCAGAGUUCAGGACAUUGAUGACGAACAUGGUCAAUGAGCUGGACGUUGGACCCCCUCCUGAUCCCAACAAGACCCUUUCAGUCGGGCUCACUAUUGUGGGUACUAUCGCGACCAUCGUGUCUGCCCUGUCCGGACCUGCAGCCCCUAUUGUUGUGCCGAUAGCGGCAAGUGUUGUAAUCGCGAGCUGGGUUUACGAGGUGUAUGAGCAGACGUAUGUCCUGCUACUUAUCCUUGAUCGAGAGAAUAAUGACAGGUCUCUCCUCAGUCGCCCUGCGCUGCAGCGCUUCAUGAAAUACAUCGUCGACUUGACUCUUGUGUUGCAGACACUGGUUCUUGUAGCGGGAAAUCAAGAACUUUCUCGUAAGGCCAUCAAGCUUGCGGUCAAGUCCUACCACGAGUCACCAAUGAAUGGAGAAGUCCAUAAUCGGAUUCAGGAGUAUGACAGGCAAAUGACCUUGCGGCAACGCGCGAGCCGUGAUUCAUUGGAUCAAAUCAUCGAGCUACUACAAUCAUAUAACAUUAGUGCAGAAGAAAUGUCGGAUCUUCAGCGAAAUUUGCCCGCUGUAGAUUUAUCAUCGGAUGAACCAUGGGGCAGUUAGCACUUGAUUCUUUCUUUUGUGUAUAAUGUUGUGUGUCUGACUUCUGGAGUACCUAUGGGAUUGUACUUGUACUAUGUAAUCGGAGUUAUGACUGGUCCGUGCUAC